Molecule: messenger RNA, 361 nt
Organism: Amphimedon queenslandica
Lineage: Eukaryota; Metazoa; Porifera; Demospongiae; Haplosclerida; Niphatidae
Product: acyl-CoA dehydrogenase family member 11-like
Exons: 3
Molecular function (GO): acyl-CoA dehydrogenase activity
Source: RefSeq, a predicted model, not a curated record
CAUGCUUCUCUUGUCAAGAGAUUAUGCUACUAAGAGAAGAGCGUUUGGAAAGUUUUUGGUUGAGCACUCCUUACACAUGAGGACACUGGCUGAACUAGAGUUAGAGACUAGAGGGUGUAUGGUACUUGCUCUUGAGCUAACAGCACUUCUGGGUAGAGAGGAGUGUGGUCAAGCAACUAACGAAGAGAUACAUCUCCUGAGACUCUUCACUCCAGUGGCUAAACUUUACACUGCUAAGAAGGCAAUGAGUGUCAUGUCUGAAGGAUUGGAGAGCUUUGGUGGUCAAGGAUAUAUUGAAGACACUGGACUGCCUACAUUAUUCAGAGAUGCUCAGGUAAUAUCUAUUUAUAACAUAAUAUAA